Messenger RNA from Pocillopora damicornis (cauliflower coral), 3095 nucleotides. RefSeq lists its product as uncharacterized. The record is from RefSeq and is a predicted model, not a curated record. NCBI's taxonomy places the organism in Eukaryota, Metazoa, Cnidaria, Anthozoa, Scleractinia, Pocilloporidae.
AUGGUCAAAGUUAUUGAAAAUUCCUCCUUUUUCAGCUAUGUAAUCAUGCUUCAAGCCAAACUAAACUUGGACAAAACUGCAGGGCUCACUCAACAGCUGAGGCGAUUCUCUGCAGACCAUGUGAAAAUAAAUAAAGAGGAUACUGAUCAAGCUAAGCGUCUGGUAGACAGUUACUUAGAAAAUGGUGUAUUACAGUACAUCUUUAACAAUUCACAACCCCUGUCCAUCAGUAAGCUAGAAUACACAGGAAGCCUGUAUGAGAGACUUAAAACUGAAGCAGCUGAUGAGGUGGAUGUCAUGGUAGUAUUACAGACUGCCAAACAGGAAGUGAUACAAGAGGAUGCUGGGGUCCCUGGUUUUGUUCUGUUAAAGGUAUCAAAAGAUGGUUCACCACUAAAGAAGUAUACAGACACAGAUGGUUAUCUUGUCCCUGAGAAGCUGCGAGCAAGUUGGUUCUUUGGCCUUGUUCAGAAGGCAGUUAAUGAACUUGCUUUACCAGUUCAGAUGGAGGUUAGAGCGCAUGGCCCAGCCGUUCAGCUUGAUAUCACAGACAGCAACUUGGGAAAGAAGCUGUCUGCUGAUUUGGUCCCAACAUUUAGGAUUGGUGCCAUGGACUACUUUGUGGCAAAAUCCUAUACAGGGAACACGGCUGCCACCUGUGAUUGCAAGCUUCUCUGGCGACAGUCAUUCUCACUGAAGGAGAAAGCAAGACUGCAAGAAAUGGAUAAAGAGGAUGGUGGUUGUAGACAUGAACUUCUCCGAAUUAUCAAAAGCAUCAUUAGAGGAGAGGCAACUUUUGCUAAACUGACAAGUUACCAUUUAAAAACAGUAUUUUUGAGGUACAACACUAAUGCAAAGGUUUCAUGGGAUAAAGACAUGCUUGGGGAGAGGUUUAUUGAGUACUUGGAGUUGCUCUAUGCUGCAGUAAAUAGCAAGAUUCUGGAUCACUUCUGGAUUGAAGGGGUCAACCUCUUGGAAAAUGUACCUGGUAAAACUCUGGAAAACAUGGCUUGUAGGCUGCGCAGGAUUUUGGAUAGUGACAAAGAAAGGAAUAAAGUCCUUAAAUGUAACAUCACAGUUCCAAUGACUACAAAUGGCAAUGGAGUUGAAAACUGUCCAGUCACAUCACCAGGGAAACCAAAGCUAUGUCAACCCAAUAUGCCACAAACUUCUACAGAUCUUUUGCAAGUCUUGCGAAGAUUCCUUGACAGCCUGGGCACAAUUCUCAGUGAAGAUACAAAGUGGUGUAAGGAAAUUGUGGAGCAGGUUGUGAAAGAUGGAGUGCUGAAAUGCUGCAUGGAGAAAUCUGAUCUCAUUAGUAAGUUUGAAUAUGGUGGAAGUUUGUAUGAAAAUUUGAAAACCACACAUUCCGAUGCUGAUGAUGCUGUUAUCUUCCUUGCCUUGAACGCAAAAAACAGCCUCAUUGAUUUUGAAGUAAAUGAUGCAGGAUAUGCAGGUAUAAAGGCAACAGAAGAUUCUCCUUACAAAGAGUUUUCCAAUCCAGAUGGUUUCCUUAUGCCUGUAAAAUUCCAAAACUGGCUUUUCAAGCUAGUUACCAGUGCUGUGCAGAAUAUUAAUAGUGAAGGAGCUUCAACAAUGUCUUUGAAAGCUUCAAACUCCAGUAGUGUGAAAGUUUGCAUGCGUGAGCAGUCAAAGGCUUUGGAGGUUCAGUUUGUGCCAACAUUUCAACUUGGCAGUGAGUAUUUUGUUCCACCAUCUUCUCAACCCAGUCAUUUACCAGUGGGUGUGGUCCAGGACACAGCCUGGAUCAAGUCAUACACCUUAAUGCAGAAGGCCCUCCUUAAAGACAUGGACAAAGACCAUGGUUGUCGGCACAGCUUGUUUAAAGUGGUAAGCACAGUUCUCCACAAAGAAGCAACAUUUUCACCUUUAACAUCAUUCCAUCUCAAAAUGGGUCUACUCUGGUACAACAAAACAACCAGUGACUGGGGUCAAGACAGCUUAGCAGAGCAUUUUACAGGUUUUGUGACCUUUUUGAGGGAUGCACUUCAAAAGAAAGAGAUUCAACACCACUGGAUCCAAGAGUUAAACCUGUUGACAAAGAUUUCACCCAAGACCCUUGAAAACAUGCACACCAGGCUGUCAAGAAUCCUUAACAGUGAACAGGAGAGGAGUAAAGUGCUGAAUAUUGAUGGGCUUAAACAGAAACUUUAACUCAAGUUAUUAUUGUUUUGUGAUUUUGUGCAGAAUUUGUUACUGUGAAAAACACAUCUGAAAUAUGGCAACACACAAUGCUGAGCUAAUUUAAGUAUUUAGAGAGUGGUUUUCUAAUGAUGAAAAAAAAAACAAGAAUUAAUGAAUGAAUGUUGAAUAAAUUUCUCUAUGGAAUAAAUUGUUGGAAAUAAAUAAAACAGUAUAAUGCAUGUAGCUCAACAGAAGUUGGCUUCAGACAACUGAUUGCUGUCAGUGCCAUGCUUUCUUUUGUUUUACUUUUUCCUUUCUCUUCAAUUCUUCCUCAGUAGCCAUCUCAGGUUCAGAAGACACUUAUACAUCUGUACAUUACCCUGUAGGUUUUUUCCUUCAUAGUCAAGAACAUCCCAGGAACAGGCAUAGAGCAGAAGAAAAAAUGUUUCUAUGUUCUCUUUUCCAUAACCCUUUAUGUUUGCUUAGGUACCAUUUUGCUCUCCUUGCUUGUACUUUGGACAAUGGUGUGAAAGAAAGCAGGCUUUGGACAAACUAGGACACCUUUUGUACCUCAACAUCAGUAUACAUUUUCUUCAUACUGUUCUCCAUUUAUUUCCCAAGGGGCUGCUAAGGUGAUCAUUUCCUUCAUUGUCAUGACCUCAAUUUUUGAUUUAGGGGUGUUGUUGGCAGGGGAAGUUAGAUGCCAGUCACUCCAUGGAGUCAAAGGCUUAAAAUUUUUGAAAAAACCUAGCAGUAACACAUUUAAGGAGGGCCAGUCCAUCCACUGUUUCUUAGUUGAAUUGGGACUUUGAGAGUUGGGAAAAAGCAAGGACUAAACCAGACAACAAAUUAAAACCAGUUCUAAUUGGUGUAUUGGUUUGCGGCCUGUUUGGUACAUAUGUGCAAUUGUUGGGGUUUGUCCAUUUCAAAAUUUGCACUUUGUGUUGGAA